Marchantia polymorpha subsp. ruderalis is the source of this 3378-nucleotide messenger RNA. Lineage: Eukaryota; Viridiplantae; Streptophyta; Marchantiopsida; Marchantiales; Marchantiaceae. The record is from the annotation of a GenBank genome assembly.
CUACGCUGGUGACUCACACAUCUGCCACAGCUCGAGUCUAGGAUCGGAUUUGUGGAUAGCGCUCUACGGUUUGCUGUACUCUGGUCACCCGAGAAGGAGGAGUGUUUGAGGUCUGACGUUCACUACGUCUAGGAGUUCUUGCCGGGUUUCUCAGGAGGAUUAUUACUCAGAGUGAUGAUUUCAAUCUCUUGAUCCCUCCGUUCUUGCAAUUCUCCUGUUUAGAGCACAGGGAGAAACUCGCAGAGGGUUGCCCCGGGCAUGAGUUCAGGAUCAUCGAACUCCACGCAGAAAUGUUGCCGAUGUUGGAGUUGCGCUUUUCCGGGUCUUAAGUCUAAAUUGGAAGCUCUCGCGUAGAGGCGGGUUGCCAUGCCGCUUCCAUUCGUACUAUAUUUCGCUGUCUGAGAACUCCUGGCGCACAGAGGCAGCUGGCUGAGUCCGACAUCACCAUAACCAUAUUCUUUGCUCAAAUCGAUGGGUGUGUUAUGUGUGCCGCGUCGAUCGCUGAAGCCAUCUGAUCAUACGCUGCUUGUACCGGUGUCGUUGUCGAUGCGAGUGUCUCAGCCAAUUUUGGGUCUAGAGUUGCCCGUAUCUCGUGAGGAGACGGAGACCUGUUUCUGGCAGCUUCACUUCGUCUAUGAUUUUCCUUCUUGAUUGGGUCCAAUGGACACAACGUACACCAUCGAAUUUUCCUACACUCGGAGCACGACCGAAGUAGACAUGUUGGGCAUGGAUUACCCGAGCAAGGCGACGGAGAAAGGCAUUCCUCCUCUGGCAUAUCAGAUUCUAACAACAACAGGUGGGGUAGCUGUUAUCUGGUGUAUUUUUCAUCAUGUCUGGUACGUUUUGGGCGGAGUUGGGUUCGCAUUGGGUUUGACACUUCUGGACUACAAGUGCAAUGGGCCACGAUCAGUUCGAGAGCAUUGUCAUAGUCUCAAGUAUCUUUUCGUCGUAGUGGGUGGGAGCGUCUCCACAUGGCUCGUGAGUAAUCACCCCUGGUAUGUGGUCACCGGUGCUGUCUCUGCGGCUGUCACCAACUGGUGGGAUUUUACCAUGACAUACAGUGCAGAGUUUCCGUCUCUAUUCCUCUCUGUGGGGGUUGGAUCACACGGCUACACUCAGUGGAUUCUUUUCAAUUACGUUUGGAGUCGAUAUCUUCUCUUCGCACUUCUUGUGGCAGUUUUCAUCGUCAGGUUUAAUGACGGGUUUGUGGACUACUCCUCCAGAGCCACCUUGGGAGGCUUUUUUACAGGAGUUCUAUGGCUUCUUGUGAAUUACUCCUUCAGUCGUUACGUCCUAGUUGGGGUGGCUUUCGCCUCAGUGGCGAGCUGGGCGAAUCACAAGCCCACGACUCUCACAAGAAGUGGUUUGAUUGCAGGGGCAGUUGGUGGAAUCUGCUGGCUCCUUCUGCAUCACUCUCUUAGUUGGUACUUUUUCUUCGGGUACUGUCUAGCCGUUGCAAUCCGUUCGAUGACGACGACUCCGGAUAUGGCAUUCUGGUUCAUAGCCGGAGGUGGGGGAGCUGCCACUCUUUGGCUUCUGGUGAACGAUACAUGGUUCUUCGCCGUGGGGCUCGUCAUAGCCGCAGCGUCAGCGUUGAUGGCAAGCUUUGAUGAAAACGACUUUCCUUUGUAUACAUUUUGGCUCUUCACAGGUAUCGGAAGCAUGUCAACAUGGAUAUUCUUCAAUUACUCAGUUGGCAUAAUUUCGAGCGCCUGGGAUGGGCUAUGGCAUUACGUCGAAAGCAUCUGGACAUUGUACAUUAUAUUGGGGGCCUUGACUUUCCUCUCUGCUGUCAAUAGCUUGAAGUUGAAAGGUGGUCCUGCUGCAGCAUGUGCAGGAGGAGCCCUUUUCGCCGUGUAUAUUAUUUUAAAUUUCUCCUGGCCGCGGUACUCUCUUCUCGGGAUGGUGGUCGCUUGCUACGUUGGUGGUGCUAUAAAUGACAUACAAAAGUUUCCAACCUCGUCAUUCCUCCUGACUGCAGUUGGAGCAGGUGGAAUCCCCUGGUUGCUCAUGAACGACCAUGUGUCAGUAAUAGUAGCUCUCUCACUAGCAGUAGGAGUCUGUAUAUUUUUAGCGCUUCACACAAUUUUGAGGAAGCUUGGUGGAACUAACUUGGUCAUGACCGGGUUGGUGUUAUACUUGAUAGUGUCACAUGCAAUGUCCAGUGAUAAUCGCUUGACUGCUUGUACUUCCUUAGAAGAGGUCGGCAAGCAAACGUGUCUUCAAAACGUUUGUUCAUGCUGAAAGGGUUGCAGCGUUUUCCCUAGUAUCAGUCUUUGACUGAUUACAUUUAUGGAUAUAGUAGUGAGGGCUUUCUUUGACUAAGCCCAGACAUUCCUGGUCAAAAUGGCGUUUCUGUUAACAGGUAUAGCUGAAAUACCAUACAGAGUAGCAUCAGUAGAAAGGACAAAUUAACCAGUGGUGCUCAAGGUGUCGAUUCCUCUUAUCUUUAUCUGACGACCGAGCAAGUGUAGAUUUCAUCAUUUAUCAGAGGUGACACAGUUAGUCAUACUGGGGAGAGUGUAUCAGUUCUUCCCAAGUGGAGAACUCCUUCCUGUUAGUGAACACCACCGUGCAGCUAGUAUUGAAUCUUUGCCAUGGAUGGAAACCUUAAAGAGCUUUCAAUGAAGGGUCCAUGGAAUCAGGAGCGACAGACUGCGUGGAAUAUCGCAGGGCCUGUUAAACAAGAAUUCACGACUUUGAGGUCCUUAGCGAAGGUGUCCUCAGCUUCUUUUCAGGUGGCAGAAAGUCUUACAUGACAAAGAUGAGAAGCCUUUGGAGCUUAUCCGGUGGAUGGAAACCUUUAGAUACUGGACGGUCUUGCAACCUUGACGGCUGAGGUUGGACGUGUUCUGAGGUAGUAAUUGGGAGAAAGCUUCUACUGAUGGAAAAUGCCUUUUGCAAGGUCGGAUGACGCGGAAAGCAGCUGCUUUUGUUUACAGAGAAGCGUGAAGCUGAGCAGCUUGCCUGAAACGUCUGGCAAAAAGUACGGAGGGAACGGUCGGAGACCACUCUAUGGAUCUGCUACGCAAGUCGUGCAGCUGACCGAUUCGAUUUUGCAGAAAGCUACAUCAUGUAACGUAGUGUUAGUUCUGAGUGUUGUCGAACAAGAUUGUAGAGUUAGUUUACCCGUUUGCCAAGGAGAGCAUGGAGGGUUUACCUGUCAACUAGACAGAUGUAUCAUGAAUAUUUAUCAGGACAGUCAAAAGGAAAGUUUGAAGAGAGUAUAUAGCUCGAGGUAGAUGGAGUAUCUUUACCUGUGUGGUGUUUCCGAUGCAAAAAUCCACGAACCAGUAAGUAAAGUGGUUUCCAUUGUACAUUCCUAGCUCACACCUCCGAACUUGAUCUAUAAUAUUAGUCAGUAUUUUUGAACAAAGG